GACCAUUGCAAGACAAUAUGGCGAAAUCAGUUCUGAUCACCGGCUGCUCACCUGGAGGCAUUGGCCAUUCCCUUGCCCGAGAGUUCAAGUCAAGAGGCUUCCGAGUCUUCGCUACGGCGCGAAAGGCAGAGACGAUAUCCGACCUCGCUGCUCUGGGCAUUGAGACGCUUUCGCUAGAAGUGACCGAAGAGAAGAGCAUUCAGGCACUUCACGAUGAGAUUGCCUCGCGGACGAACAAUUCUCUCGACUAUCUGGUGAACAAUGCCGGCAGGAAUUACACUGUCCCGGCCGCACACGUUGACAUGGAGGAGAUCCGACUGACCUACGAAACCAACGUCUUCGCCGUCAUGCGGUUGUGCCAAAUCUUCACGCCUCUCUUGAUCAACGCAAAGGGAGCUAUUGUCCAGAUCGGCAGUGUGGCGGGUAUCAUUCCCUACGUCUUUGGCUCCGUCUACAACUCCACCAAAGCGGCUCUCCACAGCUACAGCAACACACUCCGAGUCGAGCUGGCGCCUUUCGAUGUGCGUGUCGUCACCGUCGUGACUGGCGGUGUCAGAUCCAACAUUGCGAGGACCGAACGAAAGCUUCCACGAGACUCGAUCUACCUGCCUAUCGAAGAGAACUACAAUAAGCGUCUCACCCACAGUCAGGCUUCCGGCAUUCCCAACGAGCAGUACGCCGCGAGCGUUGUGAGACAGCUUUUGGCGAGUCCUAAGAAGGAUCAUAUUUGGGAGGGAGGCAAGUCGUGGUUGGUGUGG
Molecule: messenger RNA, 758 nt
Organism: Zymoseptoria tritici IPO323
Lineage: Eukaryota; Fungi; Ascomycota; Dothideomycetes; Mycosphaerellales; Mycosphaerellaceae
Exons: 3
Biological process (GO): triglyceride catabolic process; phosphatidic acid biosynthetic process
Cellular component (GO): endoplasmic reticulum; lipid droplet
Molecular function (GO): triacylglycerol lipase activity; acylglycerone-phosphate reductase (NADP+) activity
Source: RefSeq, a predicted model, not a curated record